AUGACAGGUCUCCCCUCGACCGAGCUCCCGGCCCGGCUCGAGCUCGGGCCGGCCGACGCGGCCGACGACCGGGAGCGACGGAGACGAGAGAAACGCGAGCGGAAGGAGAAGAAAGCGGAGCGAAAGGACCGGAAGCGGAAGAAGGAGAAGCAGAAGUUGAGCGGAGAGCUCGCGGUCGCGGGAGGAGGGAACGCCGUCGCCUGCGGAGACAGCCGGAACACGGUCGCGGACGUCAUCAACUGGGAAUGCAAGAUGGAAGGACGGAGACGAGAGAAACGCGAGCGGAAGGAGAAGAAAGCGGAGCGAAAGGACCGGAAGCGGAAGAAGAAGAAGCAGAGGUUGAGCGGAGAGCUCGCGGUCGCGGGAGGAGGGAACGCCAUCGCCUGCGGAGGCUACCGGAACACGGUCGCGGACGUCAACUGGGACUGCAAGAUGGAAGGUCAGAAGUUCGGGCCGUGGUCGGCGAGCGAGGUGGCCGACAUCAAGGCCAGGAUCAAGGACUGGGCGAACGCGCACGGGCACAGCGGCGACGUCGAGUCGGGGAAUUUCGACUUUCUGUUCGGCCGGCGACAGAAGCUAGGCGGACGAGGCGCGGGGUUGUCGGAUGCGGAGAGGAAGGCGUUCCUGGAGAUAGCCACCGGAUUCCCGAACAGAAACCCGAAGCAGAUUUACGCGUACGUCACGCGUCACUUGGACCCUAGCAACUACAAAGGGGCGUGGACCGAGGAGGAGAAGACGACGCUGAUGAACCUCUACGAGCAAAAGGGAGCUAAGUGGGCGGAGAUAGGCGCGGCGAUGGGGAGGGCCGGGGGCGCGUGCAGGGACAAGUGGAGGUCGAUCUCGGUGGAAAGGAACGGGAAGUGGACGGAGGAUGAGAAAACGACGCUGUCCACGCUCGUGAACGAGUACUUCGCGGAGCAAAAAGCGACGCCCGGGCGAGGCGCGGGGGACGGCCAGGAGCACCGGGAGCUUCUGGACAACAUCCCGUGGAGCAUCAUCGCGCAGAAGCACGGGUCCAGGACCGAGGCCCAGUGCAUGCAGAGGUGGUAUAGGGUUUCAAUGGGCGCGAUCGAUACCGGGAACUGGGCCGCGGGAGACGAUAAGCUCCUCAUCACCGCGCUUCGAAAGACGAACGCGACGCACGAGGUGGAAGUCGACUGGAACUCCGUGUCCGUCCCGAGUCGCAGUCUGACGCAGGUGAAGCGACGGUUCAAGGAGAUGAAGCGCUUCAUCCGGAAGAACCCUCAUCGUAUUAAGAAUUUGUCGCUCGCGGACAUGCUCGACAAGAUGACGGAAGAGUUCGCCCCUGAGCUGAUAGGGGUUGAUCUGACUCUGCCCGGGCAACCGGUUCUCUCGGCGCAGUGA
Micromonas pusilla CCMP1545 is the source of this 1365-nucleotide messenger RNA. RefSeq lists its product as uncharacterized. NCBI's taxonomy places the organism in Eukaryota, Viridiplantae, Chlorophyta, Mamiellophyceae, Mamiellales, Mamiellaceae. The record is from RefSeq and is a predicted model, not a curated record. The transcript has a single exon. Bases 1 to 1365 code for a protein of 454 amino acids.